GCCAUAAUUUCCGCUUAUAGCGGAACUCGAAGGCAGUCACAUUCAGUUGACAGUCAGUCAAUAUUAGAGCAAGUCGAGUGAUAUGCUUAGUGUGCUCGGAUCUUUAUUCGGCUCUGCCUCAGAACUUGUGGGGAUCGGCGUUCCCUGCGACGACGGCUUCUCCGACCGCCUCAACCACAACUGGACGACAUUCCUCCUCACGUUUUUCUGCCUCGUCAUCACCACUACUCAGAUCGCCGGCAGCCCCAUCAAAUGUUGGAUCUCCAAGGAUACCGACCAUGCGGACUACAUCCACAAUUCCUGCUGGGUGAAGAACACCUACAACGCCCCCAUCAGCCACCCCCUCCCGGUGGAAGAGAAGGAACGUCAGAAGGCGGAACUCAAGUACUACCAAUGGCUUCCUAUUAUCCUCUUAGUCCAGGCUCUGAUGUUUAAAAUGCCGAACAUGAUUUGGAGCCUGUGCCAAGGCAACGGUGGAAUCAACAUUGAGAAGAUUACCUCCCUUUCACAGAAAACACAGUAUUCAAAGCCAAAGGAAAGAGCGACGACCGUAACAAAUAUUGCAGCCUAUAUUCACAGCUGGCUUAUCUUUGAACGCGAACGUAGGUACACCAUCUUCUCGCGCAUGCGCCGGCGGAUGUCCAGACUUAGCAUCCUUUUCUUCCCUUUAGGAUCCCGCAACGGAACGUAUUUGGUUGGACUGUAUUUCUUUUCCAAAAUUCUUUAUGUCGCUAACUCAGUUGGACAAUAUUUCCUCCUAAAUGCGCUCCUCGGAUUUGAUUUCCUCAAGUUUGGCAUUCUGGUGCUCAGCAAUCUUCUGGAAAAUGGCGAAAUCACGGACACGACGGCUUUUCCAAGAGUCACCUACUGUGACGUCAAAAUACGUCAACAACAGAACGUCAACACCUUCACCUACCAAUGCGUCCUUUCAAUCAACAUGCUAUCUGAAAAGAUCUUUGCUAUUCUGUGGUUCUGGUUUCUAUUCCUUGCAUGCGUGAACGCAGUGUCAACGCUCGUGUGGUCCUACAACCUCGUCUACAGACGCAACAGGGUGCGUUAUGUCGAAAAAUAUCUGAGCAGGUUCGUCAACGUUGAAGAUGAAAAGGAACUGUGUCGCAAAUUCAUUGACGACUACAUCCGCGACGACGGUGUCUUGGUUCUGAGAGCCGUGGCCAACAACUCCAGCAUCAUGGUGCUAGGAGACAUCGUGGAGGCGCUGUGGCACCUCUUCAACAAAAACAGAGAAGUAAGGAACGAAAGGAAAGAACAGAGAAAGAAGGAACUAGAAAACAGAGACAAGAUGGAGUUGGAGGUGAUUUCAGAUGGGAAACAUGGCGCUACAACGCACCUCAGGAAAUUAAAAGAAGUUGACCUGUGAGUACACGGAGCUCAAACAGGAAGAUCAUUACUGUAUUGACAUAUAUUGAAUAUUUGUUACAUAUUUUUCAUAUUCUGAAUGUCUGCAAAUUAAUAGAAGUUUAUGUGCUAAUGCAGGGAGGUCAUGCACAAUUGAUGAAAAGGAAAUGAUAUCACUGUAUUUACAAACAGCACCAAUCGUGUAUAUGUUUCAUGCUCUAUAUGAAUAACAUAGUGGCCAUGUUCUGGCCACUAUAACCUGUAAUUACAAUAUUUAACCCGGGCAAUGAAAUAAUGUUUUCACUUGUUUAAUACGACUAGGAGAAAGUCGACUGGCACAUCCAUUUGGAUAAGAACAUAAAUGAACAUGCUCCUGCAAUAUCAACUUGCCUAUCUAUUCGUAUAUUUCAAGAGAUUUUUAUCUUUCAUUUAUACCUUUGUAAUCAUUCGCUGUGUCUUUGAUAUAAGCAGUUGCAAUUAUUGGAAUGAUGUGGUUAUUAAGGUCUAGUCUCCGUAAUGUAGUUUCUCAAAUAGAUGACAUGAAUAUGUUUUUCAAAUGACACAUUAAUUGUUUUCGAGAUAGUUUAAUAUAUUUUAUUAUUCAUAUUCUUCUUACCAUGUCAGUAAUUAAAUUGUGCUGAUUCUUAUUAACACGUAUACGCUUGAUGCUGAGCUUAUAGAAGGCCGUUUAAUGAUCCGACCCUUUCCUUGCCAAGCAUUUACAAAGUAGGCACAAGUGUGUCUGUGUUCAAACACAUUUAUAGAGAAUCGAAAAAUGAACAAAAUGAAUCUAAUUUUUUAAGAACCUAUUGCAAUUGUUGUCCCGCUAUAACCAAAGACUUUAUUUUUUGUUGCUCCAAAA
Haliotis rubra (blacklip abalone) is the source of this 2218-nucleotide messenger RNA. Its product is annotated as innexin unc-9-like. Bases 83 to 1378 code for a protein of 431 amino acids. The transcript is spliced from 4 exons. The record is from RefSeq and is a predicted model, not a curated record. Lineage: Eukaryota; Metazoa; Mollusca; Gastropoda; Lepetellida; Haliotidae.